This is a messenger RNA of Manacus vitellinus (golden-collared manakin), 498 nucleotides long. RefSeq names its product leucine rich repeat containing 26 (gene LRRC26). Gene Ontology annotation, molecular function: protein binding. The transcript has 3 exons. The record is from RefSeq and is a predicted model, not a curated record. Bases 1 to 498 code for a protein of 165 amino acids. Lineage: Eukaryota; Metazoa; Chordata; Aves; Passeriformes; Pipridae. Gene Ontology annotation, cellular component: plasma membrane.
AUGGCAAACACGCCGGGAGAGGCCGGGCAGAGCCUGCCAGACAGCCGGACCUUCCUGCCCCUCGCCAGCCUGGCCACGCUCAACCUGGGCAGCAACAGGCUGGGGGAGCUGGAGCCGGCGUUGCUGAGCGCCCUGCCCCAGCUCCGAGCCCUUCUCCUGCAGGACAACCCCUGGGUGUGCAGCUGUGGCAUCCUGCCCCUCUGGCGCUGGCUCAGCCUCAACAGGGAGAAAGUACGAGAGAAGAGUUUGCUCCUCUGCAGAGUCCCGGAGCAGCUGAACCAGUACCCGAUCAUGGCCUUUGGGGAUGAGUCCUUCAGGCAAUGCCAGGAGACCUCACUGUCCUCUGAACAGUACAUCACCUUCUUCAUCAUUGGACCAUUCUCCUUCAUUGCCAGCAUCUUCUUCUGCACCUUCAUGGGCUCGGUCGUGGUGUUUUACCACAGCCUGCGCAGGGGGUCCCACUGCUGGAGGAGACCCCGCAUCUGCAGGGUGCACUGA